AUGACUUCUGUUCCGCAGAGACACACCUACUACGGGGCACCAUCGUCCGUGUACACUCAAUCCCGCCAUCUCUCUGCAUUCGAAUCCAGCACAAAACGCAAGCAUGUUACAUUCGGUCCGUAUAUUGUGGGAUCCACCCUGGGAGAAGGUGAGUUUGGGAAGGUGAAAAUGGGAUGGUCUAAACACCCGGCAUCGUCUUUGGACGUACCAAAACAGGUGGCCAUCAAAUUGGUCAGAAGAGACACGAUCCCAAAAAACUCCGAAAAAGAGGUCAAAAUUUACCGCGAAAUUAACGCCCUGAAGCAUUUGACCCACCCCAACAUCGUGAAACUCGAAGAAGUCCUGCAAAACUCAAAGUACAUCGGCAUUGUGCUCGAGUAUGCAUCAGGCGGAGAAUUUUAUAAGUACAUCCAGCGCAAAAGAAGACUCAAGGAAAGCGUAGCGUGCAGGCUUUUUGCGCAGCUAAUCAGUGGGGUGUGCUACAUGCACUCCAAGGGCUUGGUCCAUCGAGAUCUGAAGCUUGAAAACUUACUUCUAGACAAGCAAGAAAAUCUGUUGAUUACGGAUUUUGGAUUUGUGAACGAAUUCAGUCCUGAAGAUGAGCUUAUGAAAACUUCGUGCGGAUCGCCUUGUUAUGCCGCUCCGGAACUAGUUGUAACCACCUGGCCAUAUCAGGCUCGAAAGGCAGACAUAUGGUCUUGUGGUGUCAUCUUGUAUGCAAUGCUAGCAGGUUAUCUGCCCUGGGAUGACGAUUCCGAAAACCCUGAUGGUGAUGACAUUGGAAAGCUCUAUCGUUAUAUUACAAAAACACCACUCAAAUUCCCAGACUACAUCAGUCCUGUACCAAGAGAUCUCCUGCGAGAAACCUUGCAAUCAGAUCCCAAAAGAAGGUACGGAACGACCCAGAUUUUGCAGCACAGAUGGCUACGACCUCAUCAAGCGUUUUUGAGCGUUCUGCCUGCGGAAUGGGAUCAAGUAUCUAAGAAUCAAGAUGUUUUGAGGAGGCCGCCUUCAAAGAGGGAUGGCGCAAAUGCUUCGCGACCACGUUCUAAUUGCUCGGUGUCAUCAUCCAACUCCAAAAACGAAAAGCGGAAUUCACUCAUUAUGGACUCAACAUUGUAUUCACAGCCGGUACCGCCACAACAAUCACAAUCGCAUGCCGUGGCGACGCCAUCUUCUCCUUCUCCAAGGAUGCGUCAGUCUCCGGUUAAGAUAAAUCGUCAUAGCCGCAGCAAUUCUGCUGCCUCGGUUGCACUGCAGGCUGUCGUUGAUGCUGAGAAGGAAUACCACGCAACACACACGAACCCACCUAGUUCAGCAUCACUGUCAGCACUUCAGUUGGAAAACUCGCCUUCGAGCGGCCAAAAUACCUCUCCUCGUCUUCACUCCCAUGCUCCCAAGAAGCAAAGUCAUGCAACCGUUUCUUCUUUGAAAGAUAGUAUUAUAGUCGAGACAAGCCCUCUGAAGGGAUCGUCGGCUCAUGUUCUUUCACCUUUACAAAUUGACCCAAACACUGGUCUCAUACUUUCCCCCAAAUCAGAGGGCCCAACAAUUCCCCUCACGCAUACCACUCAUAAGACAUCUCACACUACAGUUAACAAGACUCAUAACCUUCCAGCUCACAGACGGCCAAGACCAACCUCCUACAAUCCUACAUCUUAUACUGCAUUCAACGAUACUUCCUACGCAAUUCCUGGCUUUACUGUCCCGGAAAAGAACAGCAACGAGAAGGGGUCAAUCGAGAACCUCCUAUCCAUGGACAAGACAUCUCAGCAUACUUUACAGAAAGACUCACAGCGUCUGAGCCAAACAUUUCUGGACAUGCAGAUAGUCGCAGGUGACCUGAUCAAGACAGGUGACAACGGCGCUACUGCUGCCAAGAAGAUUCACGACCAGGUCGAAUACGCCGAUCAUAGAAUGGAUCUCAUGAGGCAGCGAAGGCAAAGCCAAAGGUACAGUGCUGUCUAUGAUAAAUUGUUCGGUGCUGUUCCUGAGCAGUCAGAAGUGCUGACUGACGAAGAGCCUAUCAAUUCAGAACCCAGCACUCCUAUAGUGCAGGAGCUAAAGGUGAGCCAAGAGCCAAUUAAGGGAAACAAGAAAAGAUUCAGCAUACUUUCGGGUUACUCGUCAUACAAUACAUCUAAAACCAGCAUAGAAUCAGAACAUGGGAAGGACAAAACUAAAAUUACAGCUAACAACGAGGCGGAGCUCGAGGGACGCUCAACGAAAGCAAGUUCGAGAAGCAGCUCCGCAACUCAUAAUGUAAAGGAUAAACGGGACGAGAAAAGAGAAAUCUCCAACACGGAUAAAACCAAAGCAGCCGAGGAAGUGAGCAAGGACUCGAGUUUAUCUCAAAAGACGGAGUCGAGAGCGGACCAAAUGGAGUCUCGAGAACAACAGUCAGCGACUCCACAGACCGUCAAGAGAAGCUCAUCUUUGCGCAAGACGAGCAAGAACUCGACGAGACCCAAUCGUGGCUCGGUGAUGAUCUCGUCAAUAUCGAGACUCGGAAGCUCCACAGACAGCGGCAGCAAUAGGACUGGGAACAAUGAGGCCAGACCUCGCGAGCAGUCGACGGCCAAGAAGGUCAUUGACUUUUUCAAGCGCAGAAGCAUGCGUCUUUAA
This is a messenger RNA of Lachancea sp. 'fantastica', 2625 nucleotides long. The record is from the annotation of a GenBank genome assembly. NCBI's taxonomy places the organism in Eukaryota, Fungi, Ascomycota, Saccharomycetes, Saccharomycetales, Saccharomycetaceae.